Messenger RNA from Diaporthe batatas, 2323 nucleotides. RefSeq lists its product as uncharacterized. The transcript has 5 exons. The record is from RefSeq and is a predicted model, not a curated record. The coding region runs from base 122 to 2230 and encodes 702 amino acids. Gene Ontology annotation, biological process: regulation of DNA-templated transcription; DNA-templated transcription. Lineage: Eukaryota; Fungi; Ascomycota; Sordariomycetes; Diaporthales; Diaporthaceae. Gene Ontology annotation, molecular function: DNA-binding transcription factor activity, RNA polymerase II-specific; DNA binding; zinc ion binding.
CUACAUCCUCCGUCUGGACUGUUGUAUAUCGAAAUGGAUCACUCCUCAUACCAGCCCUAAAUGCAGGCCAAGCACCUUCCCGCGCCGCCUCUGCACGCCGGCUCGCGUCGUGUUUUCGACCAUGGCCUCAACCUCGCCGCCUACAGCACCGGAUACGGCCCCGACUUCUACUGCUGUGCCUCAGUCUCAGGGCCCUGGAAGGCAGCAGGAGUACUCAUGUGUAUUGUGUAAACAACGCAAGGUCCGCUGCGACCGGCUGAACCCUUGCAGUAGUUGUGUUCGCGCCGGAGUCUCAUGCCUGCCUGGCGUGAGGCAGCCUUACAAACGCCGGCGGAAGCAUGCCCAAGGCGGCGACCAGAAGAGGGCCCAAAUAUCAGAACGACCUGGUGGGCUCUACUCAACACCUGCAAGGUCCCUCGAUAGCACAUGCAGCCCUGAGGGCUCACGUUCCCAGCGCCAAGUGCCAACAUUUGGCCAAAGCCUAUGGACUGGGCUGAACGAUGAGUUCCAAGACCCGAGGACCACCAAAUCUUCAAGCGAGGACGAGGCUCUUAGUUCUGCAGAAUUUGGCUCCAGCAUGAGCCCAAGUGCCCUGCUGUUUUCCGCCUUUCGAAAUGCUGUUGAUCUAAGGGACUAUCACCCCCCACCGAUGCAAGCCUUCAUGCUAUGGCAAGCCUUCUUACAGAAUGUGAAUCCCAUGUCCAAAGUUAUACAUGCGCCAUCCGUCCAACCCAUCAUCAUUGAGGCUAGCAAGGACCUAGAUACCGUUCCGAAGCCUUCGGUCGCCUUGUUGUUCGCCAUCUAUGCAGCUGCAAUAAUGUCUCUGAAGGAGGAAGACUGUCAGGCACAGUUUGGUGCGCCAAAACCUCUUCUACUCACCCGUUAUUUCUCAGCAUGCCAGCAGGCUCUUGCAGCAGCUUCGUUCAUGAAGUCACGGAAUCUGGUCACGCUUCAGGCCUUCGUCAUAUUUCUGCUCCCUGCCCGCCAAAUUUACGACGAGCAAACUUUCUGGCUCCUUGCUGGCGUCGCUGUAAGAUUAGGUUUGAGACUGGCCGCACACACUCCCACAGAGUCUCCCGGUGACUCGGUUUACGUGUCACAAUUACGAAGGCGUCUUUGGAGGCAGAUUAUGUGGAUUGAUGGCCGCAGUCAUCACCACAUUGGAUUACGCCCUCCCUUUCACGGCGUUCAGGCUUUCCCCCUACCCGAGAACCUCAACGAUGUCGACCUAAACCCGCAUAUGGAGGAGAUGCCACUAAUACACAAAGGCCCAACAGAAAUGACAUUCUGCCUCUGCCGUUACGAAGUUGGCGAAUUCAUGAUUCAGCAUGGGAGCACUUUUCAAGACCCUGCUAUUCCCAUCCAGGAAAAAGACCAACUUAUCGAUCACUUCGAAGCCCACAUGGAUGAGAACUAUCUAAAACAUCUAGACCCAGCUAUUCCUCUGCAUCUCAUGGCUGAGGGCGGAGUGCGGUCGGCCACCUGCAAGAUGAGGUUGAUGGCUCACCACCCUUCUCAGUAUCCUGAUAAGGGAAAAUCAAUACCUCAAUCCGAAAGAGACAUACUCUUCAAAGUCAGCGUCAAGAUGGUCGAGUAUGACGUGCUUGGAAAAUCGACAAAAACCCUCGACAACUUCGCGUGGCAUAUCGAUAAUUCAUUCCAGAUUGAUGCUUUCGUCUUUAUGCUCAUCUCUUCCCGAAACCAAGAUGCCACUGCAGAACUGACCAACAAGUCAUGGCAGCUGGUUUCUGAAAUGUAUAAGCACAGACCUUCGCUCAUGGAUGAUACCAAUAAUGAGUUGUACGCAGCGGUCAGGGAACUCACACUGCAUUCAUGGGAGGCGCGGGAGGCAAAGAUUGCACACAACAACCUGGAGCCAAUCCCAGUACCGGAAAUCAUCGCAGAGCUUCGGGACAGGAAGGCCAGGAAGAGCAUACCAACUGGAAUCUCGUCGGCCAUUUCGACCACCGCGACGUCAAUGCCAUCCGAGGCGUCUGCUCUUCACCAGCUGGCCGGUGUAGCCACACAAGUUGACUCGAGAAAUAUAUACAACAAUGUAGGCUAUUUGUAUGGGAUGGCACCUGGAUUGGCCACGAAUACGUUUCAACCAGUUCUGGACCAGCAGUUCGAUAGCAUCUUCCGUAACCUCAGUGGGGAUAUGGGUGCGGCUGGACCGGUUGACUGGGACUAUUGGGAUGGGCUUCUAGAGCGGAAUAACGUGUUCAGAUAACGGGGUGGGUGCUGACUAGGAAUCCAAAACAGCAAGCCAGCAGGAAAGGAUUUGUUUGACAAACACAUGAUUAAUUUCAUUGUUUAGAGUUUG